This is a messenger RNA of Schistocerca serialis cubense, 3843 nucleotides long. It is a transcript of the gene ImpE1, whose product is annotated as nucleoprotein TPR. Gene Ontology annotation, molecular function: protein binding; DNA binding. The record is from RefSeq and is a predicted model, not a curated record. Lineage: Eukaryota; Metazoa; Arthropoda; Insecta; Orthoptera; Acrididae. The coding region runs from base 9 to 2897 and encodes 962 amino acids. The transcript has 6 exons.
GGUGGCGAAUGCUGGGCGCCAGCUGCGACGCGGACCGCGACUGCGCCGUGCCCUACAGCCGCUGCAUGGCCGGCGCCUGCGCCUGCCAGGCCUACUACGCCCGCUACAACGAGUCGCGCUGCCUGCCCUCGACGCUGCUGGGCUUCGAGUGCCUGGUGCGGGAGCAGUGCUCACUGAAGGUGGCUAACAGCAGCUGCAUACACGGCCUGUGCCGCUGUGAGCCCGGAUUCCUGCAGUUCCGCCGACACACCUGUCUCAGCCCGGCCAAGCCGGGCGACGUGUGCUACAGCGACGCGCACUGCCGCCUGUGGGACGCCAACUCGCACUGCCACUUCCUCAUCCCCAAGCUGUUCGGCCGGUGCGGCUGCAACGCGCACAUGCUGCCUCGCGGCAGCCUCUGCGUGCCGUCCCAGGAGGAAGACUUUCCGCCGCCGCCGCUGCUGCCCUCGCCGGCCGCUCCUGCCGACGCCACCAGCACUCACCCGCCUGUCACCACCGCCGUCACCGAGACCACCACCACCACCACCACUGCCGCACCAACAACUACUGCCGCACCGACAAACAAGGCACCAUUCACCCCUGACCAUACCACCACUCCGAGCACCACAGUACACACUACAGUGGAAAGUACUUCUGUGCAUACUGUUACAGAAGGAGUUACCACGCCAAGCACCACGGCAGCAGCCUCCACGACUCAAAGCCCCGAGGCGACAAGUACCACUUCAGGUGCAGACGAAGCCUUGUCGAGCGGAACACCGUCGUCAGAGUUCACCGAAUCACUGGCAGUGUCUUUCAGCACCAGCGAUGCUGCACCAGUGACCGACCGUGAACCAGAUGUCUCCAUCAAAUACCCAGUCCCCAGCUCCUAUCCUACACCAGCUACGGAGGGUCCUUACAGGGAUGUAACAGUCGAAAUGGAAGCGGAAACCUCUCCGUUAAUGGCUGAUGCUACGUCUCCUCCAGUGUUCAGUACACCAUCAGAACCUGAAGUUCUAACCUCUUCACCGUCCCCUGUUGAAGCCGCAGAAAACAUUUUCGGAAGUUCUGAAGCGACAGUGGAGACGUCAUCGCCAUCACAACCUGCAGAUAUUAGCGACAUCGUUGCUUCUUCAACUAUUCAAUCAUCUAGUCCUGAAGCAUCGACCAGUAGUUCUCCCGAAGCCCUACCGACGACACCGAAACCUGAAACACACUUCGAAGAAAACGUCGAAAUCUCCUCUCCGACCGUUACAGAUUUUCCCGACAAUCAGGCUUCAGAUUCGGUUGAAACUUCCGCUUCCGUUCCGAGUCAUCCACCUCCAUUUAGCGUCGGUACAGAGCUGACGUUUGAUGCCAAUUACGCCACUUCGACGGAUAACCAGCCGUCUUCCUCCAUCGAUGACACCUGGAUGUCAUCAUCCUCGGCCUAUUCCGAGCUGGUGGUAACAACUGCACAGGAUACGUCUUCCUCCGUCGAUGACGGCUGGGUUUCAUCUUCAGCUUCUUCCGACGCUCCUGUAACGACGACUCAGGGUGUAGAUACCGCCACGAAUGACGUAGAAGUCGGGGCCUCCUCUACAGAACCGGCGACCCCUACGCAGGAGAUUCCAGGUACCUCCAGCUCGGAACCGCUUCUACAGGAUGACACUGAAGAAGAAUCAGUCACUGAGAGAGUGGCGCCGUCAGAGCUCACGGACAACCAGUCGACACCGCAGGAAGCGUCAGUUGCCUCUGAAGCUGUACCACCAUCCGGCUCAUCGUCUGCACCACUGUUUGUUACCGAAGUGACAUCAGCCGAAAAACCUUCUACAGAAGACGAUUUGAUGCUGGCUGCAACGAGUUUUGCGGCAGGGAUGCGACCCAUGGUGGCGGUGUCGCUGGGGCUGCCCUGCGUGUCUGACCUGCAGUGCCGCGCCGCCGACCCCAACUCCCGCUGCGUGGGCGGCGUCUGCGACUGCGCCCGCAGGCCCAACGGCACCGGCUCCUGCUGGGCCGGCAACCGCGGCUGCCACCCCGGCACCUUCCAGUGCCGGUCGACGGGCGCGUGCAUCAGCUGGUUCUUCGUGUGCGACGGUCGGCGCGACUGCGCGGACGGCUCGGACGAGGAGUGCAACGCAGCAGAAGGCAACGGCUGCCCGCCGCUCGCCUUCCGCUGCGGCUCGGGCGGCACCUGCGUGUCGCGGGCGGCGCGCUGCGACGGCAACAGGGACUGCCCGCUGGGCGAGGACGAGCUGGGCUGCUCCCAGAGGACGGUGCGAGAUUCUCGAGACCGGUGGGAGAGUUUCAGGGGGAGCCAUAGUAGACAUUUGAAGUCUCCAUCCGGCCCAUCUGGCUCUGCAGUUAAAAUAAGAAAACCUUAUUAUGUUUCUGGAUAUGUGAUGUUUUACCAACGUUUUAGGAAGUCUCGGGAAAUGAAGGACAGUGUCUCAAAUGCAAGCGCGGUGAGUAUUUCACUUGAACAGACACAAGAAGCUGUGCGCAAGAACGUUGAAAGUGGCAACGAAUGUGUCGUUACGACGCAAUAUGACCGUCGGUCAAGAAAUACAUCACUGUCAUCCCCUAGCGAAAACUGUAUUUUAUCAACAUCUCAACCAAAAAGAUCCAAAAAGGCCAGCAAUGCUGGAACAGCAUCCCAUGCAGUUGUCAACAAGUCAGCGUACGAAUAUUUUCAUUCGAAGAAUAAUUAUGUAAAUAUUGAGUGUAUAGAGAACAAGAAGUAUGAAGAUCCAGAUUUGGCUUUUUUUAUAAGUGUUCUUCCUGAUAUGAAAAAAAUGAAUGAGGAUCAAAAAAGGCGGUUCAAAAUUGGAGUUUUACAUUUGGCUGGGCAUAUUUUAAGUGAGGAGAAGCGUUUGCUACAACACUCUUUUACUCAUCACAGCCCAUCACUUUCUUCUGCAUUGCCUUCUACUGAAAUUUGAAGUUCACUCUCUGUUUAUGGAUCUACAAAAAGUGAGGUUGAAAGUACGGAAAACUCCACUCAUACCGAAUAACGGAAGGCCAUAUGAAACGUCAAAGCUGCAAACUGAUGCUAGGACGAGAUUAAAAUUUCCAAACCUGCAUGGACGGAACUACAAGACCAGACGAAAUAUCUGUGCUUCACGUCACUUAUUUUGUAUUGUUCUAGGAAGACUCAUUACUGUUAUUAUACACAGGCUUAUAAUUUGAAUUUACUACAGGCCUUACGUAUACAUGAAAAAUGUUCUGCACUUCCUGUAAGGAUUCUACUUCGUUUGGGCGUGUAUUGCACUGGACGAUUUUCAUGUAAUUGAUCUUUCUUGCGUCAUACAGCGUAUGUGAAAAUUCUAAUUAUGUCUAAUCUGUACUUCGAUAACCAUAUGCAACCUCGCACCAGAGCAUCUGCUAAAAUUCUGUAAUACAAAACCAACGUUUAAGAUGGUUGUAUGAAUAAAUUCCGAAGGUCAAUUUAAUAAUAAAAAGUUCACGUCAGACUAGAAGAAGUUAUAUUUUAACUGCAAGAGAAGUGCCAACCAGUUCACCAUCGUUAGACAUAGAAAAGUUUGGAAUCCUAACCGAGUUUUAUGAUUCAGCGGUGACAGUGGAACCGAUUAAAUUACAUUGGACGUAGUUACAUUGUCGGAACUGUCCGGUAAAUCCCAACUACACUGUUCCGUUAUUGCUAUUACGACUAGGCUAUGUAAAGUAAGCCAUAUUUAGAAACAUAUUGUUGGCCCGAAAAUUAGGUAUUGGAAAUAUAUUACACAGCUAAAAUGAGCAUUAAUGUCAAAAUUAAGACCAGUAACAGUACGAUCACGACGUGAAAACUACUUUUUAAGCCAAUAUUGUAUGUUUAUCUGGAUUAAGACUUGUACUUUUAAUUAGAACUGAAUAUAUUCUUGAAACCAA